This is a messenger RNA of Macroventuria anomochaeta, 1567 nucleotides long. RefSeq names its product Dolichyl-diphosphooligosaccharide-protein glycosyltransferase 48kDa subunit. The record is from RefSeq and is a predicted model, not a curated record. Gene Ontology annotation, cellular component: oligosaccharyltransferase complex; endoplasmic reticulum membrane. Lineage: Eukaryota; Fungi; Ascomycota; Dothideomycetes; Pleosporales; Didymellaceae. Bases 30 to 1418 code for a protein of 462 amino acids. The transcript is spliced from 3 exons.
GUCAAGUCCUACUUCGCCAAUUCAGGAUCAUGAAGUGGCUACUUUCUUUUGUGGUCUUGGCCAUUGUUGCCGUGGUGAGGGCGGCGAGUUUUACAGGGAAUAGGCUGCUGGUUGUUCUUGAUGAGCAGGCGGAGCGCGAGAAGUACAGUGUGUUUCUUGAGGAUCUGGCGGCUCGUGGUUUCCACACAACCGUCGAUUCUCCCAAGGGCGACAAAGUUGCACUCUUCAAGCACGACGAGCGGACAUACGACCAUGUCCUCCUACUCCCCGCAAAGUCGAAGGGCCUCGGCCCAGCUCUGACUGCUAACAACCUUCUCGAAUUCGUGAAGAAGGACGGCAACCUCCUUGUCGCACUCUCUAGCGAGCAAGCUACCCCCACCGCCGUACAGUCUCUCCUCCUCGAGCUCGAUAUCAGCAUCCCCAACAAUAAGGGCGCAUUGGUUGUCGACCACUUCAACUACGACUCUGACUCCGCAUCAGAGAAGCAUGAUGUUCUGCUGCUCCCAUACCCUGCGGCACUGAGAUCAGGCCUUAAGAAUUACUUCGGUGGAGAGGGGUACAUCGCCGUUCCCCGCGCUGUCGGACAGGUCCUCGGAAACGAUUCGCCUCUGCUCUCGCCCAUUCUCCGCGCCCCAAGCACAGCGUACAGCUACGACUCCAAGGAUGAGGCUGAGGCUGUGGAGGACCCCUUCGCUGUUGGCCAGCAGUUGAGCCUUGUCUCUGCUAUGCAGGCACACAACUCGGCACGUCUGACCGUUCUUGGAUCUGCUGAGCUGCUCCAGAACAGGUGGUUUGCUGAGAAGGCUAAGCUCGGCGACAAGGCUGUGACAACUGCUAACCGCGACUUCGCGGCGAAGCUGUCUGCCUGGACCUUCAAGGAGACCGGUGUGCUCAAGGUUGGCAAGGUUGUCCACUACCAGGAUGAAGGUGCUAGCAAGAAGGUCAAUGCCAGCAUCCCGGAGAGCAACCCUACCAUCUACCGUGUGAAGAGCGAUGUGCACUACCAGGUAGAGAUCUCUGAGUACUCCAACGACCACCUCAUUCCCUUUGUCCCCGCUGCGAACGACAACAUACAGCUCGAGUUCAGCAUGUUGUCUCCCUUCCACCGCCUCAACCUCUCCCCCAUCUCUCAAACCGCCAACUCCACCAUCUUCGGCGUCGCCUUCAAGACCCCCGAUCAGCACGGCAUCUUCAACUUCCGCGUCAACUACCGCCGACCUUUCGUCACAAACAUUGAUGAAAAGAGGCAGGUCACAGUCAGGCACUUUGCCCACGAUGAGUGGCCGAGGAGUUGGCAGAUCAGUGGUGCCUGGGUCUGGAUCGGUGGUAUCUGGGUUACAGUUGCUGGGUGGUUGGCAUUCAUUGCUGUCUGGCUGUACAGUGCCCCGGCUGAGAAGAGCGUGAAGAAAACACAAUAGACGAAUCUGAAGAUGUGUUGUAUGUAACGGGCAGCUUUGACCCUGGUAUGAUUGAGAAGAGAUAUCCCAUCAGCGAUGCGAGGUAUGUAGAUUAUGGAUUAUGGUCUGGCAUGACCAAAAGCUUAGCAUUGAAAUGAAGCCUUUGUCAC